Molecule: messenger RNA, 1813 nt
Organism: Coffea eugenioides
Lineage: Eukaryota; Viridiplantae; Streptophyta; Magnoliopsida; Gentianales; Rubiaceae
Product: shikimate O-hydroxycinnamoyltransferase
Exons: 3
Coding region: 256-1560 (434 amino acids)
Molecular function (GO): acyltransferase activity, transferring groups other than amino-acyl groups
Source: RefSeq, a predicted model, not a curated record
CUUUAACAUUUUUUUCCCGUUUUGUUAGGACGCAGAUCAGAUUCAUUUCGAUUAAAGUCCAACCCACUUCGAACAACACCAUACCUACAACAUCAUUGUCCUUACCACUUCUCCCAUUAGCCAGCCUGCCACCUCCUCCUCCUCCUCCUCCUCCUCUUCCUUUUUGAAUUUCUUAUCCCACCACCCAACAUUCUUCUUCCUUCUCAACUCUUCAGUUGUUGUACGUGUCAAGCAAGGAUCAUACAACUUUCAACCAUGAAAAUCGAGGUGAAGGAAUCGACUAUGGUGAGACCUGCCCAAGAAACUCCUAGGAGGAACUUGUGGAACUCGAACGUGGACUUGGUGGUGCCAAAUUUCCACACCCCUAGCGUCUACUUCUAUAGGCCGACCGGAUCAUCGAAUUUCUUUGAUGCCAAAGUGCUAAAGGACGCUUUGAGCCGAGCCCUUGUCCCGUUCUACCCAAUGGCUGGUAGGUUAAAGAGAGACGAAGAUGGGCGGAUUGAGAUUGAGUGCAAUGGUGAAGGCGUGCUUUUCGUGGAGGCCGAGUCUGAUGGAGUAGUUGAUGAUUUCGGUGACUUUGCACCAACUUUAGAGCUUCGUAGACUCAUUCCUGCAGUUGAUUAUUCUCAAGGAAUAUCAAGCUACGCUCUCCUAGUGCUGCAGGUGACAUAUUUCAAGUGUGGUGGAGUCUCUCUUGGUGUUGGCAUGCAACAUCAUGCAGCUGAUGGAUUUUCAGGUCUUCAUUUCAUCAAUUCAUGGUCUGAUAUGGCCCGUGGCCUUGAUGUGACCCUGCCACCAUUCAUAGACCGCACCCUCCUCCGUGCCCGCGAUCCGCCCCAGCCUCAAUUCCAGCACAUUGAGUACCAACCUCCUCCAGCCUUAAAAGUUUCCCCGCAAACUGCAAAAUCUGACUCAGUUCCUGAAACUGCAGUGUCCAUCUUCAAGUUAACCAGGGAGCAAAUCAGUGCCCUGAAAGCCAAGUCCAAGGAAGAUGGAAACACCAUUAGCUAUAGCUCCUACGAAAUGUUGGCAGGCCAUGUAUGGCGCUGUGCUUGCAAGGCACGAGGACUCGAAGUUGAUCAAGGAACAAAAUUGUACAUUGCUACUGAUGGACGAGCAAGACUUAGGCCUUCGCUCCCACCUGGCUAUUUUGGCAAUGUCAUCUUCACGGCAACCCCGAUAGCUAUAGCUGGUGACCUUGAAUUCAAGCCAGUCUGGUAUGCUGCAAGUAAAAUCCACGAUGCAUUGGCGAGGAUGGACAACGACUACUUAAGGUCAGCUCUUGAUUACUUGGAAUUACAGCCUGAUUUGAAGGCCCUGGUUCGUGGUGCCCAUACUUUCAAGUGUCCAAAUCUGGGGAUCACAAGCUGGGUAAGGUUACCCAUCCAUGAUGCUGAUUUUGGCUGGGGUCGGCCCAUAUUUAUGGGUCCUGGUGGUAUCGCUUAUGAAGGUUUAAGCUUUAUAUUGCCUAGUCCAACCAAUGAUGGAAGCAUGUCAGUGGCUAUUUCAUUGCAGGGCGAGCACAUGAAACUCUUCCAGAGUUUCUUGUAUGACAUUUGAACGGGAGCACAUCACAUGAAUUUUCACGCUUGUAUUAAUAGCUUUCGGUUCCGGGCCAGCUAUUCAUGCGGUGGUGGUUUCUUGAGUAAUUGUUUAAGCUUAUGAAGAACCACUGUUCUGUUUUGUACCUAAGUGGACAAUAAUUCUUGUCUAAGUUCCUUGUGCAUGUAAUGACGAUGAAAGGAUAAGGUUCAUUUCAUUUUAUUGUUUUGUCAUUUAAGUUCUAAAGUUGUAAUCUUUCUAACUUCACAAA